AGUGAGAGUCGUUCCCACGUGAGAGGCUCCGCGGCCGAAUUCCUCGCGUGCGGCAGCGGCGGCGGCGGGGGGCCGGGCGGCCGGCGGGACAGAGAGCCGUGGUCCCGCGCGCUCCGGCGGCCGGGCAGGCGGCGGGGGCGGAGCUCGGCUGAGCCCAGAUGCGGCGGCGGCCCCGGGGGCUGUGAGCCCGGCGCCCGCCGUCGGAGCACACCGCGCCGCCUCGGGCAGCGCCCCCCCGGGCACCGGGCAUGCGGGCGGCCGACUCGGGCACCUGGGAGCGCGUCAGGCAGCUGGCGGCGCAGGGCGAGCCGGCGCCUUCCUGCGGGGCGGGGGCCGGGCCGGCGCGCCCUCCGGAACCCGCAGCCUACGAGCAGUAUGCGGACGCCGCAGGGCCCGGAGAUCGGCCCCGCGCCCGGGCGCCCUCCUUUCGAGCGGAUGGCGACUGCAACGAGCCCGUGCUCCUGCGGGAAGAAGUGUCCCGGCUCCAGGAGGAAGUCCACCUUCUCCGGCAGAUGAAGGAGAUGCUGACGAAGGACCUGGAGGAGUCCCAGGGUGGCAAGUCCUCUGAGGUCCUCUCAGCCACCGAGCUCAGGGUCCAGCUGGCCCAGAAGGAGCAAGAGCUAGCCAGAGCCAAAGAAGCCUUGCAGGCCAUGAAAGCCGACCGGAAGCGCCUCAAGGGCGAGAAGACGGACCUGGUGAGCCAGAUGCAGCAGCUCUACGCCACCCUGGAGAGCCGCGAGGAGCAGCUGCGGGACUUCAUCCGGAACUACGAGCAGCACCGCAAGGAGAGCGAGGACGCAGUCAAAGCUCUGGCUAAGGAGAAGGACCUGCUGGAGCGGGAGAAGUGGGAGCUCCGGCGCCAAGCCAAGGAGGCCACGGACCACGCCACGGCGCUGCGCUCCCAGCUGGACCUCAAGGACAACCGGAUGAAGGAGCUGGAGGCUGAGCUGGCCAUGGCCAAGCAGUCUUUAGCUACGCUGACCAAGGACGUCCCCAAGCGGCAUUCACUGGCCAUGCCGGGCGAGACGGUGCUCAACGGCAACCAGGAGUGGGUGGUGCAGGCGGACCUGCCGCUGACCGCAGCCAUCCGGCAGAGCCAGCAAACUCUCUACCACUCGCAUCCCCCCCACCCUGCAGACCGGCAAGCGGUCAGGGUGAGCCCCUGCCACUCCCGGCAGCCCUCUGUCAUCUCUGACGCUUCCGCCGCGGAAGGCGACCGGUCAUCCACGCCAAGCGACAUCAACUCCCCUCGACACCGGACGCACUCCCUCUGCAACGGCGACAGUCCCGGCCCAGUUCAGAAGAACCUGCACAACCCUAUUGUACAGUCACUAGAGGAUCUUGAAGACCAAAAACGGAAAAAGAAGAAAGAGAAGAUGGGAUUCGGCUCCAUCUCCCGCGUCUUCGCCAGAGGGAAGCAGCGGAAGUCCCUCGACCCCGGCCUCUUUGAUGGUACCGCCCCUGAUUAUUACAUAGAGGAGGACGCGGACUGGUGAUACCCGCCUCCCUUGGCCUGCUUCCGGGCAGGCGUGUCAGUGCGUGUGGACGUGUGUGUGCGUGCAUGGGGCACGCAGGGGCGUGCGUGCGUGCAUGGGGCGCGCGGGAUUGGGGUGUGGCCAGGUGCAAACAUGUGUGACCCCUCCCCCGUGCGUCGCCACCUUUGUAAUUGAUGUACAUACUACAGACGUGUGUUAAUAUGUCAACUCUGUCAUCUCUGGCGCGAUACGGUUGUGUUGUUAAUCUGGGUUCGUUUUGGUUUUUUGUUUUUGUUUUUCUUUUUCUUUUUUUUUCCAAUGUUUCCUUUCGUUCAGUUCGUUGGGGUUUUUCUCCUCUCCCUUUCCCCACCCCCCCACCCCCGUUUUUAUGAAACUUGAAAACUUGAAGGACUGCUGUGUAUUUGUAAAUAACAAAAACCUGUUGUGCACUCCGUGCUUGUAAAUGUCCCUCGUCCACACUGCUACUUCUGGAGCCCGUCUGCCCGAGGAUGUGGUCUGUUUUUUAUGUCCUCCCCUCCCUGCUCCCACCCCCACCCCCGUGUGUACACGUGGGACCAGACCCUGUUCUCGGGGCGCGCCCAAGUCACUUUAACCACAAAACGCCACCGUCGUCAGGGUAAGGUCUGCUCUCCGCGAGACUCUCAAAACCCGGCCAAGGGGCCUCAUCUUAGCCGGGUUUGCCGAGGUCAAAUGGGCUCCUUUCAAUGGCCUGCCGGUUUUUACAUUGCUUUGCCAUUUCUUUCUUUGUGGAAACAAAAGAAAAAGAACAUUGUUCCGUUUAAUUUAUUUGCACAAAUGCAGAAGACUUAUUCUAUCUAAAUUAUUACAUAAAUAUUGGAAUGUAUAUUUUUCCAUGAGGUGGGGGGGUGGGCAGUGGGAGGUGGGUGUUCCUGUCGGCCUGUCUAGUCUCUUAUCACGCUGCUGCUGCCAAACUUCGCAAGGUAGAGUUUAGGGUGGCCAGAACCCGGGGUGCGUGGGGUCUCAGAGCUUGCUGUUCUCCGUUAUUUCUUCCUCUCUCUCCCCGCAUUCCUCCACCCCUGCAUGGAGGUGCGCUCCACCUCUCUUCCUGCCCGUAGCUCUCUCUGGGCCAUUCUCUAUGUAUUUAUUUACCUGAACUACAAAACGCUGAGCUCAGUGAGCAGAGCACGUCCUGUAAGAGUCGCCUUCUCCUGGUGACUGUCUCUUGGGUCUGUCUUCGGAGUGAGCGUGAAUAUACGGGGGAGAUAGCCAAUUGCACAGCCACAGGGUAUGACCGCAGGGGACCCUCGGCCAAGCGGCCCCACGGGGGUCCUCCAGCGGCUUACAUUCCUUCCUGUGGCUCUGUCUCUCUCCUCCGUGGGUUAUUCUGCACACUGACCAGCAGGUGUCACUGGGGAGGCUCUCGCCUCAAGGGGAGGGCUGUGGGGGACACAGUGUCGGGACCAGGGCCCACGCCCUCCCCAUUCUGGUUGGUUCCUGCUGCCACACCUGGCAGAAUCUCUUGGGGUCCCUUAGGCAGCCUGAGCCCAGUCACCCCAGGAGAGAGAGCUGGCAGGAGCAUCUGCCUAUUUAGGGAACAGAGUUGGCCUGUGAGGCGUCACCAUCAAGGAACCGUGUGCAUUAAACAUGGGGUGAUAGAGAUCACAUGAGCUAGAAGCCAGGGCCUCCCCGGGGCUGCAAACUAGCUUCCCUUUUCUUUUGGGGGGUGAAUUCCCCCCCACCCCGUGCCUCCCACCCAGUCCUCCCCCUUAACUACUAACAGCUCAAUUCACACACCCUCUAAACAGUAGUAGUUGCGCUUUCUGCUAACUGUAACACGGUCGGCUCUCACCAAGAAACAACAUUUUCAGAUGCCGGAGCAUCUCACAGAGACUGUCCCCAGUCUCUAAAACAAACAGAAAAGCCCCAGCCGGUGGCUCCCUUUCCUCCUGACCUGGUGGGGGUUGGGAAGGACCCGGCCAGGCACCUAAUAAGGCGCUUUCUGGCCUCCUCACGGAGAGACCGAGACCUGGCACCUUCCUCAGCAGAGAGAGAUUUUAGAAAACACUUCUCCUGCCCCGUGAAUUUUUUUUUCCUUUUGAUUGAUUUGUACUGUUUUUCCCUUCCGAGAAAGUAAGAUGGCAACGGCUCCUGGUAAUGAUUUAGUAGUUCCUUUUCAUUUCACUUUUUGUAAAUUAGGAGACAAUUCUAAGAGUUCCUAAGGAUGAUUUAUUUAAGAGAACGACAUCAAAUAGCAAAUGAGUUAUGGGUAACGCCAGAUGAAAAUAACCUUUCCCAUGGGCAAGGUUUCUCGAAGGCAUGGAUGCAAAUAUAAAAUAUUAAAAAAAUCUAAAUAAAGCUUAUUUU
Messenger RNA from Artibeus jamaicensis (Jamaican fruit-eating bat), 3821 nucleotides. RefSeq names its product kazrin, periplakin interacting protein (gene KAZN). The transcript is spliced from 8 exons. The record is from RefSeq and is a predicted model, not a curated record. Bases 249 to 1496 code for a protein of 415 amino acids. NCBI's taxonomy places the organism in Eukaryota, Metazoa, Chordata, Mammalia, Chiroptera, Phyllostomidae. Gene Ontology annotation, molecular function: protein binding.